Molecule: messenger RNA, 730 nt
Organism: Pyrus x bretschneideri (Chinese white pear)
Lineage: Eukaryota; Viridiplantae; Streptophyta; Magnoliopsida; Rosales; Rosaceae
Exons: 1
Coding region: 154-582 (142 amino acids)
Source: RefSeq, a predicted model, not a curated record
AGAUUCCCCCAUUUCAUUUCUUUCUCUUCCUCCUCUUCCUCUCUCUAUAUAAACCCUGCGAAAAUCCAAGCUUCUCAUAAACCCAACUUCCAUUUAUAUUUCGUUGCAAUCAAAUUCUCAAAUAUUGUUAAUCCUCCUUUCAGCUCUAGCUCUAUGAAUCUAGCCAUGGCCGACAACGAGUUUCAAGAAUCUGAGGUCAUCUUCUCCGUGGAUAAUCUCGACUUCGAGACCUGCUUGGAUUUCCGGCGUCACCAUCAAAACGACAAGUCGAAUUUCUCGAAGAAGAAGAAAAUGGGGAAGAUUAACAACAACGACAGCAACAAUAAUAUUAUCAAGUCUGUGCCGGUGAAAAUCCCCAACAACAUGUUCAGCGGCUCCGAGGACGACAGCGACGGAGACUACUACAAGGAGGAGGAGUGGGACGGGGGAGAAAUGGUGCCGCCGCAUCUGAUCGUGCGCCGGCGAAUUGCCGGGAAGAUGGCGUUCUCCCUGUGCACAGGAAACGGGCGGACGCUUAAAGGAAGGGAUUUGAGUCGAGUCCGGAAUUCGAUUCUCAGAAUGACUGGUUUCUUGGAAGCUUAGAAUUAACAGUUAUUAUUUAUUUUUACUUUUAUUUAGAUGGGAAAAAUACAAAGGAAAAAAAAAGAGGGAGAGCAAAUUGAAAUUGUUUCUUCCCCUGUCAAUUACUGUUAAUUUAUUUGGUCCUUUCAAUUAAUGUUUUUUAUUUUCA